UAAAAAAGUCUAUAAGAAAUACUAAAUUAGGUACAAAUUUAAUAUGAUUUAAAAUGGCUACAGCAAAAUCGACAUUCAUGAACUUUGGAUUUGACAAAAUAUGUGAGAAAUAUCGGAGUAACCUUAAAGAGCACACCCAUAAACCAUUGGAACUGUUGAAUGAUUAUCAAGAUUUUGACAAAAAAAUUCGUAAAAUGAACAUGGAAUUGCUAAGUCUAAAUUCUAAAACUAUGAAGUUACCGGUUUUUAGUAGUCCACAAACUAGUGAUAAAAAAUUGAAAACAUUGCACAAAUGUAAAAAAAUAUGUAAUUCAAAACAUCAAAUGAAAGCAAAAAAUCAAUUGUGGCUUUUUAAAAAAGUUAUGAGUUUAUAUGAAAAAUUUCAUCAAAUCAUCGAGCAAUCCUGUAGUGAAUACCAUGCCCUACGUGCAAUGUCAGAAUCAUAUAAACUUCUUUUCAAUAGAGAAAGAAAAGUAAAAAAUAAAAUGCCAAACGAUUUGACGAUUCAUUCAGGCCUCAUCGAGAACAUAUCGAUCGGCGUUGGUGAAUUUUCGAUCAGACGAAAGGACAUGGGCUCGCAGGCUGAUUUUCCCAUGAUCGAACUUUCGGAUAAUUCAACCAGUUACUCCGACGCAGAAAACGAGCGGGAGACGGACUUUCAAAGAACUUUGGAACAUCUACUUCUCCACAGAGACAGUAUUAUCCUGUGA
This is a messenger RNA of Trichogramma pretiosum, 710 nucleotides long. RefSeq lists its product as uncharacterized. Bases 54 to 710 code for a protein of 218 amino acids. NCBI's taxonomy places the organism in Eukaryota, Metazoa, Arthropoda, Insecta, Hymenoptera, Trichogrammatidae. The transcript is spliced from 5 exons. The record is from RefSeq and is a predicted model, not a curated record.